Molecule: messenger RNA, 3256 nt
Organism: Mya arenaria
Lineage: Eukaryota; Metazoa; Mollusca; Bivalvia; Myida; Myidae
Product: octopamine receptor-like
Exons: 3
Coding region: 409-2766 (785 amino acids)
Biological process (GO): adenylate cyclase-activating adrenergic receptor signaling pathway
Cellular component (GO): membrane
Molecular function (GO): dopamine neurotransmitter receptor activity, coupled via Gi/Go; G protein-coupled receptor activity
Source: RefSeq, a predicted model, not a curated record
AGGAAUCACAUUAUUGGAAUUAUUUAUAAGGGAUAAAAAAAAUCAAAAAGAGAUUGAUUUAAAGUUAAUAUUUGAAAAUUUUGGAAUUAUUUAUAAGAGAGAACAUAUUAAAAUGAGAAUGACGUUUACUUAAUAUUUGAACAUUGAGAAAAGAUUUUAUUGGACUUACUUAUAUGUUACUAGAGAGACUUUGGUCAGGAGGCCAGGAUAAUUAUAUGAUAAAAAGGUGUAGCAAUAAAUGGUACAACAAGAACCAGGAGUUAGAGCCUGAACAUAUCCUGCCCGCAAGACCAGGUGAUGGGUUUCAGAUUGUGUUGAAAAAAAAAAAACAGUGGAAAACUAAACAUGAAAAUGUGGUUCUUAAAAAGUGCGUUGAACAACAAAUAAACUUUCUUUCCAAAAUCAAUAAUGAGUGAUUUAGCGAAUCAGAGCCUGAGCAUUCUCAAUGUGACACAAUUCUGGCUGACCAACGGUUCCAACGAGACUUCGACGACGUCGGAAAUUACUUCCCCUGUGAUGAAAUGGGGUCUUUUGGCGUUGAUAGUCAUAAUAUUUUGUACAGCCCUCGGGAACUUACUGGUUUGUCUGGCCGUGUGCUGGGACCGUCGCCUUCAGAACAUGACCAACUAUUUCCUCAUGUCUCUCGCCAUUGCCGACUUUCUGGUCUCCAUAAUUGUCAUGCCAUUUGGGAUGGUUGUUGAAAUCUAUGGCUACUUCCCCUUGGGGGCGGAGUAUUGCACAUUUUGGGCUACAAUGGACGUUCUGAUGUGCACGGCCUCCAUCUGGCAUAUGUGUACUAUGAGCAUGGAUCGAUUCUUCACGCUCAAAUACCCGAUGCAGUACGGCCGAAACAAGACCAAAUCCAUGGUAGCUGUGAAGAUAAUCUUCGUCUGGAUCGUAUCAAUUACAAUAAGCAGUCCGGUGUUCAUAUACGGGAUCGUCGACCAAAACGCUGUGUUUCACAAUAGGCUCUGUGUUAUAGCCAUCAAGGAGUUUGUAAUUUACGGCUCCAUAUUUGCAUUUUAUGUUCCGCUGUGUAUUAUGAUAUUAACGUAUAUGCUGACUAUACGUAUUCUUUGGCAAAAUCAAAACAUGAUGAAGACGAUGGACAGCAAAAAUUUCCGCAUGCGACGGAAGAGUGCAUACAAGGAAAAUAAAGUGUGUAAUGUUACGACCAUGUUAUCUCCCCCUAGCUCAGAAUCAAGACGGGAGAGUCACACUGAUGUUAGCUCAUUAGCCAGAACUCCAAAUGCAGAACAUGCAUUGAAUUGCGUUGAAAGUGACUUUAAAAUCUUGGAACUUAAAAAUGUCCUUGAUGAAGCAUACGCCUCUAGUUUAUGUGCGAAAAUUCCUACUAUGAGCCCAGAUCAUCAAGUUGAAAAUGACCAAAACAGUCACCAUUCUUCCAGUGAAAACAUACCAGAUUUGAAUGAAGAUAGCUCAAACAAUCUGACUGAACCUUGCACUGAAUGUACAACAAACAGAACUUUGAAUGUUCCAACAGCAGUGAACAUACAGAGUCCAUCAUCCGAUGAUGAUGAUGAAUACUCGACACUGCUACCAUCAAGCACAGAAAAGCUUUCCCGAUCUUUUAGUUCAAGAUUUCGUAGUCGUGCCAACACUGAUGUCAGCAAUAUAUCGUAUCUCAAUACUCAUUCAAGUCUUAAAAUUCCAAAGACAACUGAGAAAAGCAACUUACAGGCAUCCGUAUCAUGCGCAAAUUUCACAAACAAGGGCACAGGCUCAGAUGUGUUUGACUCUCUGGGUUUGCAUCAAAAUGGAUUAAACCGGGAUUAUAAAUCUGUCGAGUGGUGUCACCAUUUUCAAGAAAUACAAGCAGAAAUGGACCAAUGUUUACGAGAAUCUAGACGUGAGCGCAAACAUAACGUUUCAACCUUGAAAUCCAGCCCACCAUUGCAGCCGUUAUUAAAGGAUUUAAGCAAUCAAGCGUCAACUGAAACGCAGGACAGUGGAAUUGUUUCAUGCUCUAAAAAGGACCAGCUUUGUCUUGGGAGUCAUGAAAUUGUUGACGUAUCGGAAUCGGGAGACUCACUUGAUGAUUUAGAUACAUCCUCGGAGAAUGCCUCUGAGCUCUUAUCAAUAAAGCUCUAUCCAAAAUCUGUUUACAUGUAUAAACUGGAUGUUAAAAACAUAGGCUCGGGAAAGAAAUCGCAAGAUGAGAACAGUGUGUUGAGUCACACAGCUGCAUUCAAACGAAGGUGCUACAUGAAUGAUAGCUCAUGUGAAUCUGACAAAUCUAGCGAAAUUUCCAAAAAUGUUGUGCGGAAGAAAAGCAGUAUUAAGCACUUCAUAUACAAAUGCAAGAAGAAGAAUGGUUUUCGCCAUUUUAUCUCAUCAAAAACUACAAGUAAUGAAAAGAAAGCAUCAAAAGUGCUCGGAAUUAUUUUUGGUGUAUUUGUGAUAUUGUGGAGUCCAUUUUUUAUUGCCAACAUCCUUUCGGUGACUUGCGUAUCAUGCAUGGUAUACUUGACCAAUGAAUUAAUGUCAGCGUUCCUGUGGAUGGGUUAUGUCGCAUCUUUGGCCAACCCAAUCAUCUACACGAUGUUUAACACAGCUUUCAGACGAGCAUUUAUCAAGAUAUUAUCGUGUCACUUAUGUAUCCGAGGCCGUAACCCUUUCCCCAGACAUAGUUAUCCCAGUCAACUUGCUUCUGUCGUCACGAAUAGACGUCAAACUCUGACUGUUUUACUGAAUGGAAACAAUCGAUCGGACACUCACGAUAAAAAUUUAAGCAAUGGGCGUUAAGAUUAAGUCAUGUGACUUUGUGUAUUUGUAGUCUUUGAUAGACCAAAAAAGUUCUUAUCUGACAGUAUUUAGAGCUAGUGGGGAUUUUGUGUAAAUUGCCUCAAAAAUAAAUAAUUAUUACAGCCAUUACAAUAAGUCUCAUUAAUGAACAAGCAUGCAAACGUACACAAGCUUGGCAUAAAAAAAACACAAUAAGCCCGCAUAUAUAUAAAUCCAGAAUUUGAACAAGCUUGGCAAUUAAAGGCAAUUAAAAGAAGAGCAGGCCUAUGCUUAUUUCAUAAUAUCACCCAAUAAUGCAUUCAAAAUAAAUAUAAAUAUAUCAUGAGCUCAAAAAUACAACACGUUUCACCAAAAUUGAUAUUCUGUUUUUUUAGUUUUAGAUGUUCCAAUGAAUUAAAAUUGUCAUUGUCAUAAUCUUUUUUAACAUAGCUUAAUAAUCAUUAUCAGUAAAAAAAAUAAGACUAACCUUUGAGUUAAAAAAUGUGAUUUG